AUGAGCUCCUUCAUUGAGAUCGACCCCUCCGGUCUUUCCGGCUUCACUAUCACCAAUCAGCUGUACGACGUUGUCGCUCCUGACAGGAACGCUGCCGGGAUUCUUGCUUCCGGCUCAACGUUGACCCCUGUGGUUGUCACAGUCGGCGCACAAGCCCCUGUGUUUAGGCUGGAGAAGCUCGACAAUGGCGCAUAUCACAUCCUUCUCUCCGGCUUGGAGGGAGUUCCGCGCUUGGUAGUCGCCUCUCAGAAGAAGCUUUACGCUCAGGAAGACACUUUGGGAGACAGCACUGACCUCAAUCAAGAGUGGGAGGUUCUGUCCACCGCUCGUGAGGGCACGUCCACGGAUGAUGCGCACAUGAAAGGCGUCUACAUGAUUGCAGUUCGAGGACAACCGCGCAUGGUUUGGACCCUCCGCGACGGCGCAACUGGAACCCAGGUCGAGGUUCUCGACAUAUUCACCGCAAAUGGCCCUGAUAGUGUUCUAGAUGAGAGCAUUCCUCCUGCGACAGCAGCAACGCGGGGCAGCGAGCCGAUAUGGAAGCCUCGCAGGUGGCUAUGGCACAUUCGGCCUUCGAAGCAGCGGUUCUAA
Messenger RNA from Laetiporus sulphureus 93-53, 591 nucleotides. RefSeq lists its product as uncharacterized. Lineage: Eukaryota; Fungi; Basidiomycota; Agaricomycetes; Polyporales; Laetiporaceae. The transcript has 4 exons. The record is from RefSeq and is a predicted model, not a curated record. Bases 1 to 591 code for a protein of 196 amino acids.